UUGAGCCUCGAAGUAAAAAAGCCCAAGAAAACUGUGACCAAGCAUUUUCCCGCCACAACGCGAGCAAGAGGCUCCAUGUUCCCGCCAAAUGCAAAGCCCUAGUUAGCGGCAAAAAAAAGGAACCACCACCCUCCUUUUCUUCUAUUCUUCUAAAUCUCUCUCUCUCUCUUUCUAUUUGUUAUCAGAGGCUUCGAUACGACAAUGGAUUUGAGCGAGGAAGUUAGGGCAGCUCACAAGCGAGAAUUCUCCGAUUUCUUAGAUCAAGAUGUUGGAAAGGGCAUAUACAUGGACGAAAUCAAAACCCUAAUCAACCACAAGCGUCACCGCCUCAUCGUCAACAUCUCCGAUCUUCACAACUUCCGCGACUUGGGUAACAGGAUUCUGAGGAGUCCAAGUGAGUACAUGCAGCCGUUCUGUGACGCGGUCACGGAGGCUACUCGUGCUAUCGAUCCCAAGUAUUUGAAGGAAGGGGAACAAGUGCUUGUUGGAUUUGAAGGCCCUUUUGUUUCUCGCCGUGUCACGCCCAGGGAACUUCUCUCUGAAUUCAUAGGUUCCAUGGUCUGUAUUGAGGGCAUUGUCACUAAAUGUUCUCUUGUAAGGCCGAAGGUUGUUAAAAGUGUUCAUUUUUGCCCCACCACGGGAAGCUUCACUUCUCGCGAAUAUCGUGAUAUUACAUCUAAUUUGGGAUUGCCCACAGGAUCUGUUUACCCUACAAGGGAUGAAAAUGGCAACUUACUCGUGACUGAGUUUGGAUUGUGCAAAUACAAAGAUCAUCAAACUUUGUCCAUUCAAGAAGUUCCUGAGAAUUCUGCUCCUGGUCAACUCCCAAGAACAGUGGAUGUCAUUGCAGAAGACGAUCUUGUUGAUUCUUGCAAGCCUGGAGAUCGAGUGGCAAUUGUGGGGAUAUAUAAGGCUCUUGCAGGGAAAAGCAAAGGCAGUGUGAAUGGAGUAUUCAGGACUGUUCUCAUAGCCAACAAUGUUUCUCUUCUCAACAAAGAGGCUAAUGCACCAAUCUACAGUGCUGAAGAUGUCAAAAACAUUAAAGAGAUAGCUGCAAGAGAUGAUGCAUUUGAUCUGCUAAGUAAUUCACUUGCACCUUCUAUAUAUGGGCAUUCUUGGAUAAAGAAAGCAGUGGUUUUGUUGAUGCUUAGUGGGGUGGAGAAGAACUUAAAGAAUGGCACUCACUUGCGAGGUGACAUCAACAUGAUGAUGGUUGGCGAUCCCUCUGUUGCCAAGUCUCAACUCUUGAGAGCAAUUAUGAACAUUGCUCCCUUGGCCAUAUCAACUACAGGCCGGGGUUCUUCUGGGGUUGGUUUGACAGCCGCAGUUACUUCAGAUCAAGAAACAGGGGAAAGAAGGCUUGAAGCUGGGGCAAUGGUGCUUGCUGACAGAGGUGUUGUCUGCAUUGAUGAAUUUGACAAGAUGAAUGAUCAAGAUCGUGUUGCUAUACAUGAAGUUAUGGAGCAGCAGACCGUGACUAUUGCCAAAGCUGGUAUCCAUGCUUCACUGAAUGCCCGAUGCAGUGUGGUUGCAGCUGCAAAUCCCAUAUAUGGAACUUAUGAUCGUUCAUUGACUCCAACCAAAAAUAUCGGACUCCCAGACUCCUUGCUUUCUCGAUUUGAUCUACUUUUUAUUGUGUUGGAUCAAAUGGAUCCUGAUAUUGAUCGUCGAAUAUCAGAGCAUGUCCUUCGUAUGCAUCGAUUUCGUUCUGCUGUUGAUGGAGGUGAGGCAGCACUUGAUGGGAGCUCAAGAUAUGGAAGAGAAGAUGAAGCUGAUAUGGACUCAUCUGUCUUUGUCAAAUAUAACAGAAUGUUACAUGGGAAGAAAACUGGAAGAGGUCAAAAACGUGAUACGCUUACAAUUAAGUUUCUUAAAAAAUUUAUCCACUAUGCUAAGCAUAGGAUUCAACCUGAACUGACUGAUGAGGCAUCUGAGAACAUUGCCACGGCCUAUGCUGAUCUCAGAAAUUCAAGUUCAAAUGCAAAGACUGGAGGAACACUUCCCAUAACUGCCAGAACUUUAGAAACCAUAAUACGUCUCUCAACAGCUCAUGCCAAAUUGAAGUUGAGCAGAGAGGUUUCUAAGUCUGAUGUUGAAGCAGCUUUGAAGGUUCUAAAUUUUGCAAUAUAUCACAAAGAACUGACAGAAAUGGAGGAGCGUGAGCAAGAGAGGGAGAGAGAGCUGGACAGGAAGCGCAAGGCUGAUCAUGAUGAAAAUGAUGGUCCUGAUCGUGGUCCUAAAGAUAGAAGAGGUCCUAAAGAUAAAAGAGGGCCAACAUCAACGGAUGCCAUGGAAGUAGAUGAUAACUCAGCAACUCAAGCUGCUGUCGGACCCACCCCUGAAAGAAUUGAAGAAUUUAAUUCUCUAUUUAAUCAGCAUAUGCAUGCCAACCGCCUGGAACAAAUAACUAUUGCAAACUUAGGGAAUGUUAUCAACAGAGGGCAAGAUCCACCACCUUACAGUGCUGCAGAUAUACUACUCCUAUUAGAGAGGUUGCAAGACGACAAUAGAGUCAUGAUAACUGAUGGAGUGGUGCAUAUGAUAUCAUAAAAUGUAAGAUUGUUGCACAAUCUCUUGACGAAUAUUCAGACUGGGAGCAGAAUUUGCCUGCCAGGGUAGCUUCAUCUUACGCCGGAGGAAGGAGACUUGAGAAGGAUUUGCAAUUUUCAGAGUUUGUCUAUUUACUUGCUAUCUGGGAGUUCUUUGCUAACACUUCAACAAGGAAAUAGCCUAUGUGAUUGCAUUGGCAUACUCUUCAUAGAAUUCUUUAUAAUGACCUUUAUCAUCCCUUAGUUUUUCUUGUUUUGUCCAUAAUUUGAUACUGGCCUUGUCUUUUAUGUAUUUCAGUGCUCCUAACUGCCAACUAUGCGUGUAAACAAGGCUUUAGAAAUGACUAUUUUUGGUCUCCAUAAUUUUAAGUCCUGCCUUCCUUUUGGCAAAUGGUAUCUGGAUUUUAA
Molecule: messenger RNA, 2957 nt
Organism: Glycine soja
Lineage: Eukaryota; Viridiplantae; Streptophyta; Magnoliopsida; Fabales; Fabaceae
Product: DNA replication licensing factor MCM3-like
Exons: 17
Coding region: 202-2550 (782 amino acids)
Biological process (GO): DNA strand elongation involved in DNA replication; DNA replication; mitotic DNA replication initiation
Cellular component (GO): nucleus; MCM complex
Molecular function (GO): single-stranded DNA binding; ATP hydrolysis activity; ATP binding
Source: RefSeq, a predicted model, not a curated record